AUAUCGAUUUUCACCAACAAUUAAACAAAAACCCGGACAUAUUUCACAAGACGGUGUCUGCUAAAACACAACGCCUCAAUACUCAGACAGUGCUUCGAAUAUAAGAAUCCAGUGAUUAUUUAAACAAACAGUUGUGCGGGCAUUUGACUCUAAGAAGUGAAGACCCACCCCAACAAAACUCGACAGCUCAGAGCUAUGCACUCUUAUAAAAGAAGAUUUUAAAAGUAAAGGGUGUUCCCACUCUUUCCUUUUAUAACAUUCGACAGGAUAAUGAAUCGUGGAACACCCUUACAGGGAUGCAAGUUAAUUCUCUCAUUUUCCUUCAUUUUAACUUUUGCAACAUGUAUGGGAGAAAUUUCAGUGACGCCCACGACGCCACCCCACCGCGGCGCCGCCCGGCUAAAAUACGGCUCGGGGUCCCUUAGACCCCCGGGCACCAAACCAAUAUUCGCCACAGGUCAAAGAGACCAUGGCGUCAGAACCACACUAAGUCCAACCAUGAAUAACCCGACGAUUUUACAUCAGUAUCCGAUCGUACCCUUUCCGAUACCAUUUGAUGAAUACGAGCGUAUUCCGGGCGGAUAUCCGAUUUAUCCGGAUAUUAUUCCAAGGGUAUAUGGGUUGCCGCCAAGAAGUGACAGAAACAGAGGUGGUAUGUAUGGUGGCAGACCUGAAUACUCUAAUGGACGCCCAAACCAUGCCUUAUCAAGUGGAAGAAAUCCUUUUGAUUUUGGGUUUCUUCCUGGUAAAGGAUUUGAUCCUAACCCUGGAAAGUAUUUACCACCGCCAAGAAGAGAAUUCGGCAUUGUUCCAAAAACCAUACAAAACCCCGACGACGAAGACGAAAUCCAAGUAAAAUCUUUUCCUGACGAACAUCCCUGUGGAGAAGAUUGCCCCAGAGGCGAGUUUCUUUGCGUACAAAGCUGCACUUGCAUCAAAAGCGAAUACAGAUGUGACGGCGAUCCUGAUUGUCAAGGCUACGAGGACGAACUUGAAUGCGGCGAAAAUGUUAACCGCAAUGGAAAAUGCGACGAAACCAAAAACCAUAUUCGUUGCCCCAUGUCCAAAACUUGUAUAUCGAAAGAGUGGCUCUGCGAUGGAGACGAUGACUGUGGUGAUUUCUCCGAUGAAACCCAUUGCGGUGUGGCUGAUAAUUGCACGGCAGAUCAGUUUGAGUGCUCUAAUGGCCUAUGUAUUCCAAAGAACUGGAUUUGUGAUAAUGACAACGAUUGUAAGGAUUAUUCCGAUGAACUUAAUUGUACUAAAGUAGGAUGUACUGAACAGGAAUUUGAGUGUAGCGAUUUAUCAUGUAUUUCUUUGGGAUGGAAAUGCGACCGACAGAUCGACUGCAGAGACGGAUCUGAUGAAGCUGAUUGUGAUAUUGUGCCACCUUUUUGCGACGAUGAGGAAUUCCAAUGCACUAACAAAGUUUGCAUCAAAAAAGAAUUCAAAUGUGACGGUGAUGAUGAUUGCGAGGAUUGGAGUGAUGAAAAUGAUUGCCCCAAAGUUCUUGGGCAUUGUGUGGCGGGAGAAUUCAAAUGUAAUAACGGUAAAUGCAUCCCAGACAGAUACAGAUGUGACAAACAACAAGACUGCGAAGAUAAUGAGGAUGAGGCAAAUUGUAAUUUCUCCGAAACAAAAUCAUGUUCUUCUGACGCAUUUACUUGUGAUAAUGGAGUUUGCAUUUUGCACACUUGGGUUUGUGACGGAUUUCAAGACUGCUCUCAUGGAGAAGAUGAAGCCAAGUGCGAAAUCGUAUGCGAUGAAUCUAAAUUCCCUUGCGCAGGCCCAACAAAAAAGGAUAACUCAACGUAUAUGUGCAUCAAUAAAAAACAUGUUUGUGAUGGGCAAAAGGAUUGCCCUAAAGGGGAGGAUGAGUUAAAUUGUCCGAGCAAACGCGAGUGUGAACCUGGCACGAAGUGCAAACAGCUUUGCAUUUUAAAGGAUGGAAAGAAAGAAUGUUCUUGCUUACCUGGUUACUAUCUUGCUGACGAUGGUUAUAGCUGCGAAGAUAUAGAUGAAUGUAUGUAUGCAACUGAUCCCGUUUGUUCUCAAAAGUGCAACAACACUAUAGGUAGCUUUAAUUGUGACUGCAUGACAGGUUAUAUACUAAGACCUGAUUUAAGAUCAUGUAAAGCUGUUGGAGCGCCUCCUACUUUACUUUUUGCUAACCGAAUUGAUAUAAGACAGGUUCCAUUACAGGUUUCUUUAAGUAAUAAUAAGUAUACAGCCAUACUUAAAGGAUUACAUAACGCUAUUGCUUUAGAUUAUCACUAUGAAAAGGGUUACAUAUUUUGGUCUGAUGUCUCUAUGGACGUUAUACGUAGAGCUUACGUUAACGGUACAGAUACUAUAGAUAUAAUAAAAUGGGGACUUGAAUCACCUGGUGGAGUCGCUUUGGAUUGGAUUCACGAUUUAAUAUUCUGGACUGACUCAGGUACUCGCAGAAUAGAAGUUGCAUCAUUGGACGGUCAACAACGUGGUAUCAUAGCUUCAAAUGAAAUUGAUAAACCUAGAGCUAUAGUUGUGCAUCCAGGUGAAGCUUUGGUAUUUUGGACCGACUGGGGUCCAAACCCAAAGAUCGAAAGAGCGGAGAUGGAUGGCAGUAACAGAAAAAGCAUAAUUACUGAAUCGGUGUUUUGGCCAAACGGUCUCACUUUGGAUUAUACAAACAGCAGGAUUUAUUGGGCAGAUGCAAAGCAUAACGUUAUAGAAACUGCUAUGCUAGAUGGUUCUAAUAGAAAGAAAGUUAUCAGUAAAGGGUUACCUCAUCCAUUUGCUUUAACAAUAUUUGAAGAAUCUAUAUUUUGGACUGAUUGGCAUACUAAAUCUAUCUCGACUGCAAAUAAAGCUACAGGAGCUGGUCUAAGAACGAUACACUCCCAGUUGCAUUUUCCUAUGGAUAUACAUAGUUACCAUCCACAAAGACAACCAAGAUAUCCCAACAAAUGCGGAACCAAUAAUGGAGGUUGUGCUCAUAUGUGUAUUCCAAAUAAAAAAUCUUACACCUGCGUAUGUAGAAUGGGUCAAAAGUUAAAAGCAGACAAGAAAGCUUGCCAAAAGCCUGAUAAAUUAUUGCUGUUUGCUCGUAAGAAGGAUUUGAGGCUAAAGCAUUUAGAUCCUAAUUCCAACCACAAUCUAGAAAUGGUUAUUCCAGUAAACGGCAUUAAAUCAGCCGUUGCUAUAGCAUGGGAUGCCAAAAACGAUUAUAUUUAUUGGACAGACGUGGAACGUGAUACAAUAAAUAGAGCAUUUUGGAAUGGCAGCGACCAAGAAGUCUUGGUUCAUACCAAUAUAAUUACACCUGCGGGUUUGGCUUUGGAUUGGUGCACAGACAAAAUUUAUUGGACAGACGCCGAUACUGCAAGAAUUGAAGUUGCGCAAUCUGACGGUCAGAUGAGAAGUUUAAUAAUUUGGGAAGAUCUGGAUAAACCUAGAGACAUUGUCGUUGACCCUAUAGUCGGUUAUAUGUAUUGGUCUGACUGGGGUGAAAAACCCAAAAUAGAAAGAGCCGAUAUGGAUGGUUUAAACAGAAUAACCAUAGCUGCUACAAAUUUAACCUGGCCAAAUGGAUUAGCAGUAGACCAUUUUACUGGAAAAAUAUACUGGACAGAUGGUGGCUCUAAAGCCAUAGAAUUUGCUAACUUUGAUGGAUCGAACAGAAAAAUACUAUUGCAGGGUCCCGAUAUUCCUCAUCCCUUUGGUUUGGAUGUCUUUGGAAACAAUAUUUAUUGGUCAGAUUGGCAAACAUUAAAUAUUGAGAGGGCCAAUAAACUAACAGGAGUAAAUCGUACAGUUUUAUCCUCUCAAAUGAACGGUCUAAUGGACGUCAGGGUAUUCCAUAGAAACAGAAAAACCAUACGUACUCCAUGUCAUACUGAUAACGGUGGUUGUUCUCAUCUGUGUUUGUUACGACCCAAAGGGCAUGCAUGCGUUUGUCCAACAGGAAUUAAAUUAGGAACUGAUGGUAAAACUUGUCUGCAUGGUCCGAUAAACUUUCUUAUUAUGGCUCGUCGUGUAGACAUCCGCCAAAUUUCUUUAGAUGUUCCCUACAUGGCCGAUGUUGUCCUUCCACUUCCAAAACUAAAGAGUGCCACCUCCGUUGAUGUUGACCGCAAAACAGGUGAAAUAUAUUGGACGGAUACUGCUGAAGAUGUUAUUCAGAAAGCAAAUGCACAAGGAAGGACUGUACAAACAAUCGUAAUGCAUGAAAUGGAAGCACCAGAUGGAAUCGCAAUAGAUUCCACAGGGAGAAAAAUGUAUUGGACUGAUGGAGAACGUAACAGCGUUGAAGUAGCUGAAUUGAAUGGUUUAAAUAGAAGAGUUAUGUUUACAAAAAAUAUAGAUGAUCCAAGAGCUAUUACACUACACUACCAUCAUGGUUUAAUGUUUUGGUCUGAUUGGGGUAAACAAGCUAAAAUAGAAGUGGCUUGGAUGGACGGCACUCAUAGAGAAACAUUGAUUUCAACUAAUCUUACAUGGCCAAACGGUUUAGCCAUAGAUCGUCCAGCGAAUCGUUUAUAUUGGAAUGAUGCAAAAUUAAACACUAUAGAAUCCAGCGAUCUUAAUGGCAAAAAUAGAAAGUUGGUUAUUUCAGGCGUACCUCACCCAUAUGGGCUUGUUGUAGUUGGUAAUCAUGUGUACUGGACUGAUUGGGGAACAAGUGCUUUACAUCGGGCAGAGAAAAUCAAUGGAAGCGAUAUAACUGUUAUUAAAGAUAAACUAGAAGGAUUAAUGGACGUGCGAUCUGUUCAACACGAUAAUAUAGCAGAAAAUGCAUGUGGCUUAGCUAAUGGUGGUUGCUCUCAUUUGUGCUUAAGAAACCCAACAUCUUAUACAUGCGAAUGUCCAACUGGUAUUCGUAUAUCUAGCAACAAGAAACAUUGUGAACCUCAACCAUCUACAUAUUUACUUGUGGCAACAAAAUAUGCUUUGAGUAGAAUAAGUCUAGAUACUGAAAAUGUCUGGGAUUAUACUUUGCAAAUUAACUCCAUUCACAACGUUGUUGAUGUUGAUUUUCAUUGGGAAAAAAAGCAAAUUUUCUUCACAGAUUUGGAAAGACAUGUAAUCCAGACGGUUCAUAUGUAUAACACUACAGAAGUUACUACUAUUGUAAACGCAAAUUUAACAAGCCCUGAUGGAAUAGCGGUGGACUGGAUUGCCAAUAAUAUUUAUUUUACAAACACCGGAAAUAAAGUUAUUGAGGUUGUAAGACUGGAUGGUUCCCACAGAAAAACUAUUAUCAAAAAGGGUCUAAAUGAUCCCAGAUCUAUUGCGGUCUUUCCCAGACGAGGCUAUUUGUAUUGGACAGAUUGGGGAGUAAAACCAAAAAUAGAGAGAUCUUUUAUGGAUGGUAGUGGAAGAAAAAGUAUUGUUGACGAAGAUCUCACUUUACCCAUAGGACUGGUUGUGGAUUAUCUAGCAAAAAGGCUUUACUGGAUAGACGCUAAAAUAAAUGCUGAGAAAAUUGAAACUACAGACUUACAUGGGGAGAACAGAGUGCUUCUUAACAUACAAGGAUCCCACCCAUUCUCAUUAACCCAAUUUGGUGAUCAUAUUUACUGGACCGACUGGAUGCAGAAAUCAGUAAAUAAAGCGGACAAAACAACUGGUAAAGAUACUGUAGUAGUACGCCCACAUCUAGAUGCUACCAUGGGUGUAACCAUGGUCGCCCAAAGCAGACAAUUGGGUUGGAACCCAUGCGCCAUUAACAAUGGAGGAUGUCCCUACUUGUGUUUUUUCAAGCAAAAGAACUACUCUUGUGCUUGUCCAGAUAACAAACUAAAUUGCAAACCGGAUCCUAUAACUCCUGUUUCUUUAAAAUGUCCUGGAGAUAAAUUUAAGUGUGACUAUGAGGAUGACGAUGAAAACGACAGUCAUCAAUAUGAAAAUUCUGUUGAUGAUUUUGAUGUUCCAAAACCAAAAACUCAUUCAAAUCUGUUCUACGUUAUGACUUUGGUUCCGAUGUUGUUCGUAAUCUUGUUGUUCUUGAUGCUGUUUGGCUAUUUAUUUAUCAAAAAAGGUAAAAAGAAAUACAUGUACGGUCCAAGUAGAAGCUUCUCAAAUCCUAAUUAUUACUCAUCAAGCAAUGAUCCGGCUAGAGGAACUGCAGCUGGGGAUAGAAAACAACUAUGGAAAAGGCUUAAAUAUGACAAAUCUCAAGAAAGGGUGUACGAAGAAACUACCACAAACAGUCCGGAAAUAGCAAGUCUGAUACCCACGAUUUUGACACCAUGCAGCUCAAACUGCGAAACAGUUACCCCUGAACUGGAAAGGUCCCCAUCAGUUACACCCCUACACAAAAUGGAAAUAGAACAACCAAUAGGUUAAUUUUUUCGCCAACCAACUAAAUUAACAUUAAUUACAAAAGAUUGGCAUAAUUUAUUUUGUAACAAUGAAAUGUUAUUUAAAUUUAUCAAAAAUUAAAAAAGAACCUUUUUGUAAGGUGUUAACUUUUUUAGUUGCAUAUUACUUAAUGGCGUACAUAUUUAGAUAUCUGGUCACCUAAGUAACAACAACUACGUACCUAAUAUAAACGUUAUGAUUAAUUCGGUUUUUAAACGUUUUAUAGAAUAUUUAAAUACUUCAAAUUAUUUAUUUUAUUAAUUAGUUUUC
Molecule: messenger RNA, 6615 nt
Organism: Brassicogethes aeneus
Lineage: Eukaryota; Metazoa; Arthropoda; Insecta; Coleoptera; Nitidulidae
Source: the annotation of a GenBank genome assembly